Molecule: messenger RNA, 1731 nt
Organism: Cryphonectria parasitica EP155
Lineage: Eukaryota; Fungi; Ascomycota; Sordariomycetes; Diaporthales; Cryphonectriaceae
Product: MFS general substrate transporter
Exons: 3
Coding region: 1-1731 (576 amino acids)
Biological process (GO): transmembrane transport
Cellular component (GO): membrane
Molecular function (GO): transmembrane transporter activity
Source: RefSeq, a predicted model, not a curated record
AUGCCUGACGAGACCACUGGCCUGUUGGGUGCGGGCACCCGGAAUCACCGGUACGACGCCGCGGCAGUAGGUUCAGAGGAUCCAGACACCGGUGCAUCCUCGAGGAAAGAUUCGUGGGACGGUUACAAGGAGUACGAACACCUGCCGUGGCACAGGAGGCCCACUGUCUACUGGUUAAUACCGCCAUAUGCGCUCUUCACCCUGGCAUUUGGCGGUUCCAUCGUGCCCAAGCUCAACCUGAUCAUCGACCUGGUCUGCCAGCGUUAUUUUGCUGAGCAGACCAUGCACGAUGGCCACUUCAUGGUGGCCCCUGUGGUACUAGGCGGCGACAACCCGCAGUGCAAGAGCCCCGAGGUCCAGCAGCAUGUCGCCGCGUUCACCCUCGUGCUCAACGUCCUCGUCGGCUCCCUCAGCGCCUACACGGCGCCCAAGAUCGGCUCCCUCUCCGACCGUUAUGGCCGCAAGAAGCUGCUAGCCCUCGCCUCCUUCGGCGGUGUCAUGGCCGAGAUUGUCACCAUCUGCGCCGCCAGGUUCCCCGACGUCAUCCACUACAGGUGGCUGCUCCUAGGCUUUGCCUUCGACGGCCUCGCUGGUUCCUUUACCGCCGGCUCUGUGCUCAGCCACUCGUACACUAGCGACUGCACGCCUCCCUCCAAGCGCGGCGUCGCCAUCGGCUACCUGCACUCGUGCCUGUUCAGCGGCCUGGCCUUUGGCCCCCUGAUCGCCGGUUAUUUUGUCAAGUGGACCGGCUCCCUCUUGUCUGUCUUCUACGUUACCCUGGGCUGCCACAUCUUCUUCAUCUUGUGUGUCAGCUUUGUCAUCCCCGAGUCCGUCUCCCGGCGCCGCCAGCUGCUUGCCCGCGAGAGGCACGCCGCCGAUGUAGAGAAGCGCGACAGGCGCACCCGCGACCGUUGGUUCUGGUCCAUAUUUGCUACCCCCAAGUAUGCCAACCUCAUCGCCUCCAUCCGGUCGGCCAACCCCUUCGAGCCGCUCAAGGUGCUUGCGCCCAGGGGCCCGGAGAACGCCCGCGUGCGCCGGAACCUAGUGCUCCUGGCCCUUACGGACAUGGUGAUUCUCGGCGCGGCCAUGAGCUCGGGCCAGGUGACGCUGCUGUACAGCGAGUACAUCUUUGGCUGGGGCAAUUUCGAGACCUCGCGCUUCAUCUCCCUCGUCUCCAUGGUGCGCGUCUUCGUCCUUCUCGCCAUCUUUCCCGUCGUCAACUACCUCUUCCGCACCCGCCCCGCCGCCAACCGCCGCCGCGUUUCGGGCCCCAUUGUCGAGAGCAAUGCCGGCGCCGACGAUCUCGAUGUGUGGAUCCUGCGCUUUGCUAUUUUUUCGGACGUUAUUGGCUUGGCCGGAUACAUCUUCGCGCGCACAGAGGCCCUCUUUGUACUAAGCGGCGUCGUCACUGCUUUUGGCGGCCUUGGCUCGGCUACCAUCCAGAGCAUGCUUUCCAAGCACAUGCCUGCCGAGCGAACUGGAGCCGUAUUAGGCGCCGUUGGCCUGCUGCACGCCCUCUCCAGGAUCAUCUCCCCCGUCGUCUUCAACGGGCUAUAUGCGGCUACGGUGAAGACGUUCCCGCAGGCCGUAUUUGUUGCACUGACCAGCCUAUUUCUUGUGAUUCUUGUUCUGUCGACCAUGGUGCGGCCACAUGGUGAGCCCCCCCCCCCUCCUCUCCUUUUUUCUUUCUCUUUCACUUCCCCACUAUCCCUUCAACAAGAUCUCGGCUGA